This is a messenger RNA of Lodderomyces pseudojiufengensis, 2529 nucleotides long. RefSeq lists its product as uncharacterized. The coding region runs from base 1 to 2529 and encodes 842 amino acids. NCBI's taxonomy places the organism in Eukaryota, Fungi, Ascomycota, Pichiomycetes, Serinales, Debaryomycetaceae. The record is from RefSeq and is a predicted model, not a curated record. Gene Ontology annotation, biological process: protein targeting to vacuole; protein transport to vacuole involved in ubiquitin-dependent protein catabolic process via the multivesicular body sorting pathway. Gene Ontology annotation, molecular function: ubiquitin binding; phosphatidylinositol-3-phosphate binding; metal ion binding. The transcript has a single exon. Gene Ontology annotation, cellular component: ESCRT-0 complex.
AUGAUACAGACAUCUACAUCUGUACAACAUCAACACCAUAAUCCUUUAAAUAAUACUAAUCAAGAUGAAGAAUAUACAAAAUUAAAUAAUGAUGACACUAUUAAAAAUAAUAAUAAUCAAAUUAAGAUGAAACCUCAAGAACAUCCACAUAAUAAACAGAGCAUGGAGAUAACCAAACCAUCAAAUGAUGAAAGUAAUACCAAAAAUAAUACCAAAUUUACUUUGAAUCCUUCACCAGAAGUACAAAAGAUUCAACCUUCAAUAUCACAACCAUCCAAUCAAAUUAAACAAGAUCAAGAUACUAAUGGGAGUAAUAAUAACGAUAAUAACAAUAUUCCAGAUAAUGAAAACCAGAAUGGCUCGCAACAACAAGAACAACAACAAGAACAACCACAACAGCAACAACAGCAACUACCUUCACCUACUUCAUCACAUCAUAGUCAUGAUAGUAAAAAUUCAAAUAAUCCAAAGGAUGAAGAUCAACAAACUGGUUCAUUUAAUAACAAGACAUCAGAUAUAUCCUUCACAAAAAAAGAUUUAAGUAAAUCAAGAACUCAAUCAUUUCAAUCAGUUUUAUCAAUAGCAUCAUUAAAAUCAUUUAAACAACAACAUAUGUUAACUACAACUAAUCAAGCAGCAAAUCCUAAUUUAAAUAGAAAUAAUAGUUCAAAUAAUAAUCCUCAAUUAUUAAGAACAAAUUCUGCAAUGAAUAAUUUAAAAAAUUUUCAAUCUUUUAUACAAGCUCCAGUAUUAUCAAGUAUAAAUAAUCAAAAACUGUUUGAAGAUUUACAAAUUGGUGAACAAUUACCAUUUAAUGAUAAACCUGAGACAAAAAAGAAAAGAAGAAAUACAAAUAAAACUUCAAGUACAACAACAAGCACAGAAGAUGAUAAUGAAACCUCAGAUAAUGAAGAAACUUUACAACAACAAAAAAAUUUAACAUUAAAUGCAUUAAAAAAAUUAAGUUUAUCACCAAGACCAAUAACAAAUCCAGAUGAUUUAAUAAUAUCACAAGUUGAAGAAUCAAAUGCAGCAAGAAGAAAAUCUAAAACUCAAGAACCUUAUCAACCUGCAGAAGUUGAUUUAUCAUCAUUUGCAAGUUUAACAAGACAACCUAAAGUUACACCAAAAAUUCAAUCAUCACCAAUUCAUUCAAAUUCAAAUCCAACAACCAACCUAAUAGAUUCUUCUUCUUCUUCACAUAUAAAUAAAAAACAUUCAUUACCAAGAUUACCAGAAGGAGAAUUAGUUGAAUCUACUACUACUACCAAUACCACUAAUCCUACAUCAUCAUCUCAAAAUAUAAAUCAAUAUCAUCAAGAUUUAAAACAAUCACAAUUAGAAUCUUUUAAUCGUCAACAAGAAAUAAAACCACAAAGAGAUCAUUUUAAACAACCUUUUCAAUCUAUGAAUAUGAAUAAUUUAUCAUAUACUUCUCAAGCAAGACAUCCAGUUGUACCUCCACAAGAUAUAAAUACUAAAAGAAAACCUUCAAAUCCUGGGUUACAAAAUCAAGGGAUUAUGAAUAAUCAACUACAACAACAACAACUACAACAUCCAUCUGCAUCGGCCAAUCAACAACAACAGCAACCUAUACAACAACAACAUCCUUCACAUCAGCAACAUUCCAAUGAGAAACAAAGAACAAAUAAACAAUUACAACAAAUUAAAGGACUUAGAAAUCCAAUGUAUGUUCCAGCAGUAUUGAGAAUGACACAAAGUGGAGGUUAUUAUCUAUCAAAUAGAUCAGGUUCAAAUUCACCAGAUAUUUUAUCAUCAUCUCCAAAUCAUCAACACAAUCAUCGUAAUCAAUCUCAAUCUCCUGAUAAUUAUGAAACUCAUUUACAAGCAUUUGGACAAGGGAAAAGGGAUUCAUCAACAGCUUCAAUCAAAUCAACUGAUUCAACAUUAUCCCUCGAUUCAAAUAAUUCACCAAAAUAUACAUCAUCAUUAAAUAAAUUAAUUUAUUCAAAAAAUCAUGAUAUAUCAAAAGCUCCACCAACAAGAAAACAUUGGAUAAAAGAUGAUACUGUAUUUAAAUGUAGUAUACCAACAUGUACAAAAAUUUUUAAUUUUUUUGAAAGAAGACAUCAUUGUAGAAAAUGUGGUGGAAUAUUUUGUAAAGAACAUACUUCACAUUUAUUAUAUAUUAAUCAUAUGGCUCAAUUUACUACUGGUGGUAGAGGUACUUUAUCGAAAGUUUGUGAUAAUUGUAUUUCUGAAUAUAAUGAAUUUAUACAAAGAGAAUUUGGAGUUUCAAUUAAUCCAAAAUCACCAUCUUCAUCAUUGGAUUUAAAAAAUCAUAUAAUAAAUCCUACUAUACCUUCUAAUUUACAACCACAACAAAGUAAACAAAAUCAAAUACGACAACUGUUUAAAGAUUUAGAUAAAUCAAAUCAACAAAAAUUAAAUAAUAUGAAAUCAAAUAAUAUAAAUCAAAAUGGUAAUAAUAAUAGAAAUGGUAAUAGUAAUAGGAGUGAACAAUUAGUUGGAAGUGUUCCAGCAAAUUGGAGUUGGAGUUCAUUUUAA